Molecule: messenger RNA, 3600 nt
Organism: Megachile rotundata (alfalfa leafcutting bee)
Lineage: Eukaryota; Metazoa; Arthropoda; Insecta; Hymenoptera; Megachilidae
Biological process (GO): mitotic spindle assembly checkpoint signaling; mitotic sister chromatid separation; male meiotic nuclear division
Cellular component (GO): kinetochore; intercellular bridge; midbody
Molecular function (GO): ATP binding; protein kinase activity
Source: RefSeq, a predicted model, not a curated record
UUUACCCUCGAAAGGAACAAUUGGCAAGGAUACAGAGGAUUCAAGCAGGAUAUCGGUAGUGGGGAUCGGGCAGCGAUCGUUCCACAGUUAGAAUUCGAAGCGAACGGCAAACGGUCGGUCAGUCGUGUUGUCAGAAGUGUCAGAAGGAAGUGUCGCGGCGGUACAAGCGUUCGUCAGACCGUCGUCGCCGUCAGUCGCGAAAAGGAAGCGGAUCGGCUCGAUCCGUACGCGUCGUCGCGCAGUAAACUCUUGAUCGCAGUGUUUGUCGGCAUCGUGGUGUUCAUCUGUCAACUCGUCGACUCUUAUCUGCGAGCGGUCUGCCGAUGCGCCACGUGCGUGAUGGGCAUGAUGGGAAUGUUCAAGUGGCUCAGAAAGGAUAUCAUUCACAGAGAUCGAAAUUUGUGGAAUCCAGCACAAAAGCAGUGUGGCUUAAAUAACGAAUCUUACCGUAAUGCUUUGCAAGCAUUCAUAGAUCGUAGACGAUUUUCUGACGACGUGGAGACGGAAGCACCGACCAGCCCGGAUAAAAAAAGAGUCGAUCUUUUAACCAAAACUAAUAACAAUAAGUAUGACAAUGAACGUAAAUUGUAUGAACCGAUAUCUCUUAUACCGGGUGUGCCGCACAUACCGCCGUCAGAAAUUUUCGAAAUCGGAUGGGUAGCUGGUACAGAAGAUCGAUAUCUGGAAUUAAUUUUUGCCGAGUGGCAAAAUACUAGAGUUUCUCUGAAGAGGCAUUCGCAUCCAGAGUGCAGAGACGCUGUGAAAGCAGAUUUAGAUGUACUUUCAGAAAUACGUCAUCCAAAUGUGCUGCUAUUGAUGGCCAGUACUUACACAGACGACCAUGGUUUAGUGUCAAUUUUUGAAUCCAUUGAUUGUACCCUUUAUCAUUAUCUACAUGAUCAGGGUGAACGAAUAUCUAUACAAGGUAUCGCGAGAUGCGGAGGAAGACUAUCCGAUGCUUUAAGACAUUCUCACAUGCGCGGAUACGUGCAUACUGCCAUCAACUCGCAUUGCGUCUAUUUGGCUUCUAAUGGUAUCGUUAAACUCGGUGGAUGGGAAUUGGCGAUGCACGUCAAUAGCCCAAAACAGGACAGAGAAUACGAAGAACGUUUAAGAACUGAAAUUUUCCGUUGGCAAGCACCAGAACUUUUUCAUAGUUACGAGCCACGAAAAGAGAGCGAUAUAUAUGGACUAACUCUGUUGAUCUGGGAAAUGUGUACAAUGCGUGUACCAUGGAGCGGAUACAGCAAAGCAGACGUGGAAAGACAGUAUGUACAUUGGAAACGUGGUGUAGCUAUGGACUUGUAUGAUUUUCCACCAUUGCUGAACAACCUACUGGAAGCUGGACUACAAUUGGAUGCGAAUAAAAGAACAUUGGACAUGAACAGAAUGCGCAGAUUUCUUCAAAGAUUAGAGAUGCAAUACGAAGACGAGGAACCAGUGUACAUCGACCAGUACGCUAACAACAACAACGAUACUGGAAAGACUUUCGUUCUUCCCGUGACAAGAUCUCCCUCCGUGAUCUCUAGAAACAAGAGUUCAAAAGUAACUAGAAGUAUUUCAGCGAAAAUUCCGGAAUCACCGACAAAACAGUAUUUAUACCAAAAACGGUCGAAACAAAACGGAAACGUGAAAGCCACGACUCACAUCGAACAAGUAAACUUUUUUGGCGAAGAUGUUAAACCCAUCGCUAAGGAAAACCUACAGAAAAACAUGAAUAUGCUUUGUGCCACGCAAAAUAAUUAUAAGAAACAUAACUAUUCGAAUUGCAACUUAGAAGCUUCGGAUAUCGGUCCGAACGAUGAAGCUAACUCGGAGGAGACUUCUCAACCUUGGAGCAGCACUUACAAGAGGGUAAAAGGACCACAAGAAACGGUGGAAUCCAGGACCACGUCGGUGUACUCGUCACCGUUGUUGGAUUCCACUGAUGACGAGUCCUUCAAAGACGCGAGAACCAAUUUGAAACAGCUGAAGAAAGUAUUGGCGAACAGGAGGGAACAUUUCUUCUACGGCAGCGAUUCGUCGCACACCUCCGCGGAAACGAGUUUAAAUGACAAAAACAGAAUACUCGAUGAAACAAAAAGUAAAUCUUACGAACCACAUAAGCCAGCCAGCCAUAAAACUAGCUUCGAACCAAAAUACAAUAAAUGUCCCAAUCAAUACGACUCUACUUAUAUAAAAUCGUCUUCGCAACAAUGUCGAAAGACUCCUUACAUGCACACACCUGAAAGUAUUAAAGAUGCAAUAAUUCAACCAAAAGUAUUAAAUUCAGAUCCUCAAAGCUUUUUUGAAACUUCGUUAUGGAGGAAGGAGAAAUUAAUUUGUUUGUCCAAAAUGCGGAAAUCAUAUUCUGAUGAAUCACCACAAUAUCCUGCGCAACAUGCGGAUGAUAACGAAACAGUUUCAACCGAAACUUUUACCAUACCUAGAACGAGCGAAUCGAUUUUUUCAGUACAGGGCGACAAUACUUAUGUAGUAAAUAAUAAGCUAGAAGCCUCUACAACGGAAAACGACCAAGAAAAAUCGACGCAGAUUUCUGAGAAUGCAAGCGAUUCAGCCGAAAUUUCGAAUACUCACAAUCAGAUUGAAUCAUUGCAAGUUUUGAAAGAUGCGUUGGACCGUGCCACAAAAAUUGUACGCCCUGUUACUCCGAACACCGACGAUUCUUGUACAUCACUUCCAUUUAAAUCUUAUCAGGAGUUUGAAGUCGAAGUGGACAAUGGCCAAACAUGCAAGUCUAUGUUUGAAGAGUUGUACGAUUUACAUACGAACAAAGACAAUGAAGAAAUUAAAAUCAUUGAAAGAUCAACAACGAACAACGUAUCAUUUUUGUUAAAUGAGAAUAUUUUCAGCAGUAACAUAGACAGUAACGUAGAUCAAAACAAAUCUGAAAACGAAAUCACUGUCAAUAUUAUUAGUCACGAGAAACCAAGUUAUUCCUAUGAUGCAUCGUACGGUAGAAGUUUCAUCUGCGAAUCAAUUGCUGAAGUGUCAAGCGAGUUUAAUAGCUCGUGCAAUGAUAUAAAGUCGAGUAAACUAACAGAAUCUUCGAACGAUCAAAUAACCAAUGUUGAAGAAGAUAAUUCCUUAGAGACUGUGCAAUCAACCGCGGUCACGAUCGAUAUCAGUGAUGUUGAUGCUCAGAUAGAAAUAAAGGAAAACGAGAAGAAAUCAACGGAGAAUUUUGAUUUGAUGUUCUUAAAUGAUACUCCAAAAAACAAAAAUUGUAAGUCGUGUCAUCGAAAUGCUUUACCAAGGAGACGUUCUUUACCAGCAGCGUUGAGUCAAUUGAGAUCAAUGAAUAACUCGGCUUUAGGGAAAUUACCUAUACGCAGAGGGGAUGUUCCUGAUAAUACUAUUGAAGAUUUAUAUAUAGAUGAUGAAUUUGGCGACAGUUUAAACGUAAACAUGGUUUUAUUAGACGAAGAUUUAUCGGUUGACGAAGAUUUCUUACUUAAGAUGACAGAGCUAUAAAAUACUAUGGAAUAAUAAUUAUGGUUUACCUUAUUUGAAGUAUUGCUAAUAAUUUAUUAAAUUUCAUACAUAAACAUAAAGUUCCAAUUAUAGUUGGAAUAAUCAAUACUAAAGAUCAAAAGCAUA